Fusarium sp. VM40 is the source of this 762-nucleotide messenger RNA. NCBI's taxonomy places the organism in Eukaryota, Fungi, Ascomycota, Sordariomycetes, Hypocreales, Nectriaceae. The record is from the annotation of a GenBank genome assembly.
AUGGCAGGAGACCAUUCUAACAGCUUUCUUGAAAAGCUGAAGAGCUAUUCCAAUAACGAAUCUUUCUCGGAUAUCGCUAUUCGCUACGAGGACACUGAGUUCAAGGCUCACACGGUGAUCUUGUCGUGCCAUUCCGAAUACUUCGCCAAGCAGUUAGCUGGCUCGUGGAAAGAGAGUAUUGAGAAAGUAAUACACAUUACAGACUUCGAUAAUAGCGUCAUUGAGGCGAUGCUUCACUUCAUCUACCACUUCGAGUAUACCGACGAGUCAAAAGAACCAGCCAUGGUCUUUCAUGCCAAGGUCUACCAAAUCGCCGAUAAAUACGGUAUAUUCUCACUCAAAGAGCACGCCAAGCAGAAGUUCAGCCCUGCAGUCAAGGCCAGCUGGUCUACGGAAGAUUUUCCGAUCACGAUUAACGUUGUCUAUACCACCACACUAUCCGAGGACAGAGGGCUCCGCGAUCUGGUUGUUGAAACCUCAAACGCGAACCUUGAAAAGCUGAUCAGUCGAGAUGGUUUCUGCCAAGCGCUUCGGUCCACGACCGAUUUCGCAGCGGAUUUGGUGCCAUUCACAUGUGGCAAGAUGCCUGGGUCGAUCCAUCACUACCGGUGUCCUUUUUGUGAGCGGGAUUUUCAUCUUGACGAUCCGAAGGGGAAGACUCGGUUCUGUCCUAGGUGUGGCCGAGGGCAGUCAUCGUGGGAUAAGCACAAACAAGUCGAUGGGAAAUGUACUGAGGAUCAAGUUUAUGACUUAUCCGAUUAG